UCUUAUACGUAGUUAAGCGGCGGAAGGUAAACGACGCUGUGCGGAACGUCUCUCAUCCACUACUAUAGACGCUAUGUUAAUUUUUGCACCUGACCUAAAAAUUUCCAAUGAACAGCUCGCGCCUCUAAUUUCUGUGAAUAUAAUCCAGACGUCACCAAAUAAUGCCUCAUGUUGAGUUAUAAAAUCUUAUUGAUUUAAAAAACGGGUGCCUGAAAUUUGAUCAAAGUCGUUGCUUCAAUCGGAGCGAGUGUCAGCGGAGUGCUACGAAGUGCAAGGCGGCGGAGGUCGCGGGAGCGUCGCCGGCCAGUGGGUCAGUGUGCGGGCCCGGCUCCGCGCGCCUCGCACCGCGAUCGAUACCGCUUCGCGUCUAAAGGGACCGCACGCCCGUGUCAUAUUAAGAAGCUUAAUGGCACGUGAUUGAGUGACGUGACGUGGGAGCUGGGAGAAGAGUGCGUGUCGGUGUGAGUGUGUCCGCACGCGCCACACCCGCGCGGCGCGCGUGUGCGUGCAGGUGUAGGCCGGCCGCGGGUCGCACGCGCAGCGCCCGCUCCGUGCAGUGCGUCCUGGACCGUCGUUCGUUCGCCUCCUCUGCAACUCUUCAAAAAAUAAUUCAAUCGCUUCCUUCACACCGACGGGAACCAUUUACGAGCGCGGCCCGAUAACAGACUUUAGGUAUCCACAGGAACGCCGCCCGUGGGGAUAUCAGUAACGACAAGUGACGCGGAAAAGCAGUUAUGGACGAAAAGGCGGAGACGGUGCACCUGAAGCCGGUGUCCAACACUGCUUCGCCCAGCAUCACCAACAACCAAGGAGAGGAGCAGGAAGAUGACUACGAUCCGCAUUUACAUCGUCAACUCGAUAAUCCAACCAACAACAUGGAGACGCUGGUUCACUUGUUGAAGUGCAGCCUGGGUACGGGCAUCCUAGCAAUGCCACAGGCCUUCGCGCGCUCCGGCCUCGUCACCGGCAUCGUCGCCACCGUGCUCGUUGGCAUCCUCGUCACCCACUGCCUUCAGAUCUUGGUGCGGUCGCAGUACGCGGCGUGCAAGCGGCGGCGCGUGCCGCUGCUGCCCUACCCUGAGGCGGCGGCCACGGCGCUGGGCUGCGGCCCGCCCGCGCUGCGCUCGCUAGCGCGCCCCGCCGCGCUAGCCGUCGACAUAUUUCUCGUCGUCUACCAGCUGGGCAUCUGCUGCGUCUACAUUGUUUUCAUCGCUGACAAUAUUAAGAAGGUCGUUGACCCUUACUACACGAUGGCGGUUGAGAUCCACAUGCUCAUCAUCCUGGGUCCGUUGAUCGCGUUCAACUUGAUCCCAAGUCUGAAGAUGUUGGCGCCGUUCUCGGCGCUCGCCAACCUGAUGACCUUCGUGGGUUUGGGUAUCAUCGUGUACUUCCUGCUGACUGGCGAGAGGUCCUCGCAGGAGCUGGAUUUAUGGGGCUCGCCGACUACCUUCCCCUUAUUCUUUGGCACUAUACUUUUCGCGUUAACCGCCGUCGGCGUCGUGAUCGCCGUCGAGAACAACAUGAAGACCCCGAAGGCGUUCGGGCGGCCGUGCGGCGUGCUCAACCUCGGCAUGGUCAUCAUCGUGGUGCUGUACGUGGCCAUCGGCGCCAUCGGCUACGUAUACUGCGUGUCCGACUGCAGCGACUCCAUCACCCUGGACCUACCCAAGGGCCCGCUGGCGUCGAGCGUGAUCGUAAUGUUCGCUAUCGCGAUCUUCAUCAGCUACGGGCUGCACUGCUACGUGCCCGUGGAGGUCCUCUGGAAGGGCUAUCUGUUGCCACGGCUGGAGCGCUCCGGCUCCACCAGGCUGCGUCUCUGGGAGUACGGGCUCAGGAUUGCAUUGUGUUUGCUCACUUUCGUGCUGGCGGUGUCGGUGCCGAGGCUGGGGCUGUUCAUCUCCCUGUUCGGCGCGCUGUGCCUGUCGGCGCUCGGCAUCUGCUUCCCCGCGCUGAUGGAGGCGUGCGUGUCGUUCCCGCGCCGCGCCAGCGCCGCACGCCGCCUGCUGUUCCUCAAGGACGGGCUGCUUUUCGUCAUCGGGCUGGUGGGGCUGGUGGCCGGCACCUACACCGCGCUGCUCAGCAUCGUGCGCUCCUUCCAGCCCACCGCGGACGCCUGACCGCGCCCGCCUUCUCCCCCCCGCUUAGUAUUUAAGUGUACAGCAAAGUGAUAGUAUAUAACCGACGCACAGAUUUGUGAACGUUGGAGAGAAAAUGCUCAUCGGUUCACUCAUAACGCUAGUACAAAUAUUAUGGUGAUAGAUUUUGUAGAAGACAAAUUAAAUUUUAUUAACUAA
Messenger RNA from Zerene cesonia (dogface butterfly), 2294 nucleotides. RefSeq names its product proton-coupled amino acid transporter-like protein CG1139. Bases 735 to 2117 code for a protein of 460 amino acids. Gene Ontology annotation, biological process: amino acid transmembrane transport. The record is from RefSeq and is a predicted model, not a curated record. Gene Ontology annotation, cellular component: vacuolar membrane. Lineage: Eukaryota; Metazoa; Arthropoda; Insecta; Lepidoptera; Pieridae. Gene Ontology annotation, molecular function: amino acid transmembrane transporter activity. The transcript is spliced from 10 exons.